Molecule: messenger RNA, 1305 nt
Organism: Geodia barretti
Lineage: Eukaryota; Metazoa; Porifera; Demospongiae; Tetractinellida; Geodiidae
Source: the annotation of a GenBank genome assembly
AUGGGGAGCUUCUUCGCUAAGCACGGUUACCUAUCAGUGGUGCAGGACUGCCGUGGUCGCUUCAAAUCUGGCGGGCGAUUUUUUCCGUUUCGAGAUGAGCCGCAAGAUGGUUAUGACACAGUGGUGUGGCUCGCAAAUCAUCCCUCCUGCAAUGGAAAGGUGGGUAUGUAUGGCUGUUCUCACAUGGCUUGGGUACAGUUCCACGCAGCGACGCAAAACCCACCGGGGUUAGCCACAAUAAUCCCGUAUGAGGGUCCCAUCAAUGCGUAUCACUACAGUAUGCGUGCGGGUGGUGCGCUGCACUUGGGACUUUUGAAGUGGAUUCUUGAAACGGCAACAACUAGCCAAGAGGCACAGCAAAAUCCCGCUAUCGCCGAAGCGGUUCGGACGAUGAGUUCAGGUCAGAACUUUCUGAAUUGGGCUUCUCGAAUCCCGUGGAAACGGGGACAGACACCGCUCAGUAUUGCGUCCAAAUAUGAAGACGCUGCCUUUCAACUCUAUUUUGAAAACUACGACUAUACGGAUUUUUGGCGUCAACCCGGCUUUGCAAUGGACGAGUAUUUUGAAUGUUUUCCGGAGAUUCCCAUCCUAUGGGUCGUCGGUUGGUAUGAUUGGUACCCACGCACCAUUAUCGACGGUUAUCAGAAGAUGGUGAAGAUGCAGCGAGAAAACCAGUAUCUCCUCGUCGGUCCUUGGACGCAUAACAACUUCAAUUCGUUGUGUGGGGAUGUGAAUUUUGGGACGGGAGGAAGCAUUCACAACUAUGAUGAUUUCUUGAACUUGGAAUUGGCAUGGUUUGAUCGCUGGCUCAAGGACGAUCAGAACGCUGACACUGGAACGCCCGUCAAGGUGUUUACAAUGGGAGGUGGGGACGGAAGACGCGACAAUAACGGGAGGCUGAAGCACAGUGGAGAAUGGCAUUACGGCGACAUUUGGCCCCCCAAAGGCAUCCAACCGACACCAUUCUACCUACACUCAGAUGGUGCUCUAUCACAAGACAGACCGAGUCAGGAGAGCGCGUGGACGACCUACACCUAUGAUCCGCGGAACACGUUUCCAGCAAUGGCCGCUGUAUCAUUCCCUACGGACCAGCCGCCGAGGGAGGGUUCUCCGGGAUGGGCCCACGCGAUCAGAUUGAUUUGGAAGCCCUUGCCGGGGCACGGGAUUCCGGGUAUGCCCAUCGCCUCCCGUCCAGAUGUAUUGGUCUUUCAGACUCAGCCGCUGUCUGAAAAGGUCAGAAUCGCUGGAAAUAUAAAGGUAAUCUUGUGGGUAUCGUCAGAUCGCCCGACACCGACUUUUUCGUGA